Meleagris gallopavo (turkey) is the source of this 3238-nucleotide messenger RNA. The record is from RefSeq and is a predicted model, not a curated record. NCBI's taxonomy places the organism in Eukaryota, Metazoa, Chordata, Aves, Galliformes, Phasianidae.
GAGCCUUCCCUGGGAAAGCAGAGUGCCUGCUGCAUUGCUCCAAACAGGCAAUCCUGCUUUUUGGGGCACCAGCCGUGGCUGGCCAGGGGGCACCGUAGUGCGAUGAACACCAGCGCCCGUCUACAUCAGCAGUCCCUCCAGGUGCUCAACACGAGCAGGAUGACUUCCCCAUGUUGGAAGCAGCUCUUCUCUCACUCACCACUCACCUCCAUCCACCGAAGCAGAGAUACGUUCCCAAAACCAGUCCCUCUGUAGGGCAAGAGGACGCCAGCGAGCCUCCGAGCUUGAAGACGCUGUUCGUGGCCCCCCUGUAAGCUCAAAGAUGCUCUCAGGGUCUCGCGGGUGCUGCGUGGGCUGCAGGCUCCGUCGCUCUCAUCUCUCAUCUCUUGCUGGCUGGGUAAAUCUUGCCUGACGGGGCAGGAAGAGGCACCGAGUGCAGCGAGGGGGAGGAGGUGCUGCCAGUUGGUAACCUCAGUGCUUCCUCCCGGCACCGAGCAAGGGCUGUGCUGGAGGAUGCUGCCCUGACCCCGCUGCUCGCCCCGCCAUGGCCGUGUCCCCCGGGGGGGUCCCCGCCGAGCUGCAAGAGGGCAUCGCCGCCUCCCUGGGGGCAAAGCAGAUCCUCCUGCUCAAGAGUGUGCAGCUGCAGGUGAAAUCCAAGUAUGACGACUUCAUUUUGGUGCUGACGCCCUGGAGAGCCUACGUGCUGCUGGCCGUGCUGCCGGUCAGGGUGCACAGCAGCUUCAGCUUCCUGGAGGUGAGGGACAUCACUGUGCGAGAGCCCAGCGUGGUUGUCAUAGAAACAGAUGCAUCCUCGUACGCCUUCCGGCUCAUGUCCUUCGAUGACUUGGAGCAAGUCGUUGUCCAUGUCACCAUGUCACUUAAGAAGGUCUUUCCAGACUCAUCCCCUGGGACGCUGCUCAAGAACUCACCCCCCAACCUGUACGAGAGGAUCCGGAUGGUCACGGACUCGCUGGAAGAGAUGCUGCAGAGCAACCAGGGGCCCUGUGGUGGCUUUUCGGAGACCUACGCUGCGUUAUGUGAUUACAAUGGCUUUGCCUUCCGUGAGGAGAUCCAGUGGGAUGUGGACAACAUCUACCACGGCCAAGACUGCAGGGAGUUCAACCUGCUGGACUUCAGCCACCUGGAGAGCCGGGACGUGGCGCUCAGCGUGGCCGCCUUGUCCUUCAACCUGUGGUUCACGAAGCUCUCCUGCAAGGACUUCAGGCUGAACCAGGAGAUCGCUGAGCAGCUGCUCUACAUGCUGAGCAAGUCGGUGAUGCUGGAGGAGCUGGUGCUGGAGAACAGUGGGCUGAGGGGUGACUUUGCUCAAAGGAUGGCCCAGGCACUCAGCAGACAUCCUGAGUCUGUCCUGCAUACCAUCAACCUCGCUGGCAACCAGCUGGAAGACAGAGGGAUAAUUGCCUUCAGCCGGCUCUUUGAGGAGAGACCCAGGGGCCUGCAGAGCCUCAACUUGGCCAGGACAAUGCUUACUGCUAAAGGGAUGAGCGCGCUGUGCCAGGCACUCGCAGCCAACGAAGCCACCAGCUCCUCUCUCAGGCACCUGGACCUCUCAGGAAACCCUGGCAGCCUGGCCAUGGAGGACACCAGUAGCUUGCAGAGCCUCCUGGGCCGGUGCAGCUCGCUCACACACCUCAGCCUGGCUGCCACUGACUGCUCUCUGGACACCCUCUUUGGGGCACUGGGCCAUGGAUGCUGUGCCAGCCUGGUCCAUCUGGAUCUCUCCAAAAACGUGUACUCACACCGAAGGGUGAAAACCAUCUCUCCCAGUGUCAAGCAGUUCUUCAGUCAGGCCUUUGCACUCAGGCACAUCUCCAUGGCGGGGACCAAGCUGCCUCCAGAUGCUGUCAGGGCUAUGCUGCAAGGACUGGCGUACAACAGCCACAUCAGUGACCUGCACCUGGAUCUUAGCAGCUGCGAGCUGAGGUCGGCAGGAGCUCAGGUCAUCCAGGACCUCAUUCCCGAUGCCACUGCCAUCAGCGACCUGGAUCUGUCAGACAACGGCUUUGACUCUGAUAUGGUGACACUGGUGCUGUCCAUUGGCAGAAGCAAGUCCAUCCGGCACGUCGCUUUGGGAAAAAACUUUAACAUCAAAUCCAAGGAUGGGCUGGUUGACGUCCUGCACCGCAUCGUCCAGCUAACCCAGGAGGAUGACUGUCCCCUCCAGUCCCUGUCUGUGGCCGAGUCACGCCUCAAGCUGGGCACCAACGUCCUGCUGAGCGCCCUGGGCAGCAACACCAGCCUGACCACACUGGACAUCAGCGGCAACGCCAUGGGGGACACCGGUGCCAAGAUGUUGGCCAAGGCUCUGCAGAUCAAUACGAAGCUCAGGACUGUGGUGUGGGACAGGAACAACACCACUGCCCUUGGACUCUUGGAGGUGGCUCAGGCUUUGGAGAGGAACUACACCCUCAAAUCCAUGCCCUUGCCAAUGAGCGACGUGGCACAGGCAUACCGGAGCAACCCUGAGAGGACAGAGGAGGCGGUGCACAAGCUCCAGUCCUGCUUGGCGAGGAACCAGACACGGCGCGCCCUGCCCACACAGACCUUCCGGCUGCAGCAGGGCAUCCUGACCUCCUCCUCUGAACAGAUGGUGAAUGAGAUCUGCUUGAGUGUGCAGAAACACGUUGACAUCCUGAGCUCCUGCCCGGGCAGGGAGAUGGAGGCAGACAUCCUCCAUGCUGAGGAAGCCAUCAGGAAUGCCAACCUGGCCGUCAGUAUCUUGCCCAUGUUGUAUGAAGCAGGGAAUGCCCCACACCAGAGCGGCAAGCUGCAGCACAAGCUGGAGUGCCUGGUGGAGGAAGCAUCGCAGACCUGUGGCCGGGAAAUCCAGGCCAUCAUGCAGGCGGUGCUGGACGCGGCGCAUAACCUGUGCCCACCCAUAGUGCAGAAGAGCGGGGCGAGGGACCAGCUGGUCAACGCCAUGUCGGAGCGCAUCCACCUCCAGGAGCACCUCAACCUCAGCGCCAUCCUGGACCAGAUGGUCACCGAUGUCUUCAGCAAGCUGAAGUGGGUGCUGUGCCUUUGGUUGGCACACUGGGGAUGGGGAUUGGAGAAACUCCAACAACGUGAUGCUCCAUUCUUGGAUCCAGUUUGGGAGUUUGGCCACGGGUGAUGUUCCUGCUGGAGCAUCACGGUGGGAGGGCUGUGGGCUCCAUCUCACCUUGCUGCACGGCGCCCCGUGGCAUCCCUGACACAUCUCUCCCUGCUCCCAGUGAGA